Molecule: messenger RNA, 789 nt
Organism: Symbiodinium necroappetens
Lineage: Eukaryota; Dinophyceae; Suessiales; Symbiodiniaceae
Source: the annotation of a GenBank genome assembly
AUGCUCUGCCCCCCCUAUGUUGCAGGACAGGGAGGAUGGUUUACACAUGUUUUCGUGGACGAAGCAGCACAAAGUGUUGAGGCAGAGGCGCUGGUCCCCAUCACGUUGCGCACCGAUCGUGCCACGAUAUGCCUCGCGGGCGACUUCAAGCAGCUGGGUCCAGUGAUCCGCUCUCCGGUUGCCAUUGACUACGGCCUGCAGACCUCUCUGAUGGAGCGCUUGGUUAACAAGAUCACCGUGAAUCACACGCGAGUCUUCACGCUCCUGGACACCUACCGGUCUCACCCAUCCAUCCUCCAGCUGUACAACAAGCUGGUUUAUGACAGCUAUUCCAUGACAACUUGGCCCGAGUGCCCAGGUUCAGGCAUGAACCGUCAUCCGGUCAUCUUCCACCACUGCAGCGGCACGGAAAGUCGUCAGAGGGAUUCGCCUUCAUGGCAGAAUGUGGAGGAAGGGGACAUCAUCAAAAUGUACUUGAUGAAGCUGAUGGAGUAUGGUGUCGACCCCGGCGACAUUGGCAUCAUCUCUCCGUACCACAAGCAGUGUGUCCGUUUGCGCUACAUCUGCCGAGGCGAAGGAUUGGAUAUCGAAGUCGGAACGACAGAGCUGUUUCAGGGUCAGGAGAAGAAGGUGAUUCUGAUCUCGACGGUCCGAUCCCGUCAGGAGAAGGAGAUCAACAACGACAUUCGCUUCUCAUUGGGCUUCCUUGGCAACUACAAGCGCACCAAUGUGGCCAUCAGCCGUGCGAAAUCGUUGCUGAUAGUGGUCGGCACCUUGGCACAGGCAUAG